UGAGCCCUCGGGACUUCCGGCACCUCCUCUGGCCAGUGAUUGCGGAGGAGAGUCAAGAGGGCGGGUCCUCUUUGAAAUGGAGAAGAGGGAAGAAGGCGCGAAAGGCUUCAAAAAGGAGACCGUGAACAAACUGCUCCAGCUCCACUUCAAAGAUGACAAAACACGAGUCAGUGGUGAUGCUCUGUCGCUCAUGGCAGAAAUGCUCAAAGUGUUCGUUCGAGAGGCAGCCGCACGAGCCGCACGGCAGGCUCAAACGGAGGACCUGACCAGGGUGGAUGUGGAGCACGUGGAAAAAGUGCUGCCGCAGCUGCUUUUGGACUUCUAGAAACCUGAUGGGGCAAAGCCCACAUUCCUGCUAGGGGGAAGAUCGUGGCCUGACCUCUGGAGCAAAGUGGAAGACAGGCUUUGAAAUGGAAUCUGCCCCGCCGUGAUUCUGCUUGCUCGGACGAUAUUCUCAUCACCUCUCUCCUUCCUUGCCAGCGCAGUUGCGGUUGUUUGCUAUCUCUCUUUCUGGGCACUCCAUGAUGGUCAAAGGCUGGCUGCUAAGGGCUGGAAUCUUUUCUCUCUCUCCCCCCACCCCUCCCUCUUUGUGAUGGGAUGCCUGGAGUCAGUGACACUCACCAUCUGAGGCUGCGUCCUAGCCUGCUGCUGUUUCCGAUUCACAGCCAGGCAGAGUCUACACUUUCUUUUCCAAUGGGAGAAGCAGGUGCCUUCCUGUAAGGGUGUGUGGAAAGAGUGAGUAUGCCUGGAAGCAUUCCCCACACCGUGGGCUCUCAUCACCUCAGCAGGCAUUUAAAGGCCAGCUCCGGGCCUGUCUGCUGUCUGAGUUCUUAAACAGGAGCCGAGCCCCAGGUCUGUGCCAGCAUCAGGUACCUGAUCUUUAUUUUAUAAAUAAACAGUGCUUGUCCCUCAAUCCUUUCCAGCAUUCCACUGGGGCCAUGACAUCAAAGAGGGCUUGGAACCUUUUAACCAUUUGAUAUUCCUCUCAGAAGCUGCUUCCCUCUGCUAUAAAUUUGUUCUCACAAAGAAACUUCAAUAAAUCAAAAAUAGUCUCCCUCCCUCGCGCGGGGCUCCUUGUUGCAAUUAAUCAUAGAAAGUCAAGUAGCUUCAAAGAGUCGUUUGGCCUCCCCCCCACCCUCUUUGUAGGACGAAAGAAAAACUUUCAAAAAGGGGCAGAAUAACAAACAGCAUGUGUGAGGAUCCCACAUCACGCACAGCCCAGCCCCUCUGUGUCAGCGGGGCAGGACGGGGGGGAGAGAAGAGAGCUGUGAAAUAGUAAACCGUAUACAUGGGGGCAGGGCAUAGCCUAAUGAAGCUUUUUUUCUAUUGCAAAAUAAAGGCUAGGCCUACGGAGAGAGAAGCAAUUGCCACUCAAGGUACUGAUAGGCUGCAAUCCUAUACCUACAGAUCUGGGCCUACACCCCAUUGAACUCAACGGGGCUUACUUCCGAAUGGAUAUAGAGAGGAGUGCGCCAAGAGGCAGAACAAGACCAAGGCAGCAAUGAUACUGUCAGCUAGUGGUUAGCAGCCAUGCUGCCUGAUAGGUAUAGCACGCGCAUGACUUUUCUAAGGUACCAGUUGCUACGUAUUGGUAAUGACAGGGAUGAAGGACUGCUGGCUUUGAAUGCUGGCUCUGAAAUACCCAGUAAUGUUUACGCUGAAAAACACAGGAUGAGGGUUAGGUGGAAUGCUGCCGUUUCCCAGAACUGUCAUAAUGCUGUCUUCCUACAAACCCAUGGCCUAUAAAUUAGGAACCAGCGGUACAAAAGCAACUUCCCUUUCUCCUGUUCUGCCUUUGUCAGCCUCAACCAUGGUUUAGCAGAGGGGUGAGUAAGCUCUUGCUGGUCUACAACUCCCAUGAUCCCUCACCACUGGUGGCGAUUCUGGCAGGAGCUGUUAGGAAUCCAGCAAAUUCUAGGAGUGCUACAUGUUACCCUGCUUUAGCAGCCUUUUAACCAUGGUUUAGCGUUUCCAGUAUUCUCAUCUUCAUCAGAUUUUAAAAACAGAAGUGGAUUUAUCAGUGCGUAUUAACACUAAACCCUAGGAUGCUCCUUGUAGCAGGUCAAAGUAUUUGUCCAUGUAGUCUACUCUAGCUGGGAGUUGUUCUCUUAGGCAUUAUUCUUUCCCACCUGGUUCCUUAAACCAGAAAUUGAAUUUGUAGCUCUUUGCUAUGUCUGCAUUAGACAAAUAUGGUAGUGCAAUGUUUAUAGCUAUUUUGCUCAAUUGUGACAAAGCAUGAAAACAAUGUUGCGCUCUGUUGCAUCAUAAAACGUAUGCUACAAACUA
Podarcis raffonei (Aeolian wall lizard) is the source of this 2286-nucleotide messenger RNA. RefSeq names its product centromere protein X (gene CENPX). Bases 77 to 325 code for a protein of 82 amino acids. Gene Ontology annotation, cellular component: FANCM-MHF complex; Fanconi anaemia nuclear complex. The transcript is spliced from 5 exons. Gene Ontology annotation, biological process: kinetochore assembly; resolution of meiotic recombination intermediates; DNA repair. The record is from RefSeq and is a predicted model, not a curated record. NCBI's taxonomy places the organism in Eukaryota, Metazoa, Chordata, Lepidosauria, Squamata, Lacertidae. Gene Ontology annotation, molecular function: protein heterodimerization activity.